Messenger RNA from Nomia melanderi (Alkali bee), 2113 nucleotides. RefSeq lists its product as uncharacterized. Gene Ontology annotation, molecular function: methyltransferase activity. Lineage: Eukaryota; Metazoa; Arthropoda; Insecta; Hymenoptera; Halictidae. The record is from RefSeq and is a predicted model, not a curated record.
AGCUUUAUAAUGACUCUCGCGAUUAAAAACUCAUGAAACGUAUGAAGGCCCUACGAUUUGUUAGUUGAAAUUUCGAUAUUAGAAAACGAGGAAAUGAACAAAUUUGUAAAUAAGUUUUUGUAAAAUCUUACGACGCUAUUUCUUUACAUAUACAUAUAUACACAUACUUUGAACGUAAAAUUAGUUAUUUAAAUCUUCUAUAUUUUUUAAAAUUAAUUAUGGCGAUUUAUAUUGCCAAGGACUAUUGUGAAUGGGAGAAGGAAAAAAAUGUUGUAUAUAUUAGCAUGGUUCAAAUUUUAUGCAGGAGCAUACGUGCCUUACAUCUUGCCUCUACAAAAUAAUAUUAAGAUUAAUUAUUUAUACACACGUAUGUAUGUAUAUCUACAUUUUAUGUACUUAACAUUUUUUAAAUAAACAUAUCAGGAAAAAUCUGUUAAGUAAGUUAGUAGUUCCUUUUGAAUUUAAAUUAUAGUUGCCCACAUUAUUUCGAGACCUCUGAGAGUCAUUAAUAGAAAUUAGAGUUCCCUCUUGACCGUGCGAUAUUGAAUCACCGACAAGACAUUAUGUAUAAUUGAAUAGAAUAAUUAUUUUAACCAAAAUAAUUUAGAAAAUUGAAUUGUUCAUUGUGAUAUAUUUAAUUUAUAUUUUACUUUUUUUAUAGUCUAUAAUUAGUAACAUUAUUUUGUCUAAAUCUAUGGUUCGUAUUAGAACUUCAACUUUUUACCGUAGAUAGCGUCACGUGCCGUUUUGAUCGUUACCACCAUUCGUAAACAAAUCAAACAUCAAUUAAAAAUAUCAGUAUCGGUAAUUGUUAAUGUAUAGUAAAUACUUGUUUGAAGUUUACACAAAGUAAAAUAUAUAUAUAUAUAUAUAUAUAUAUAUUGUUUAUAUAUUUAUAUCAUCGUAUAUUUAUACAUCAUUGACUGUUAUGACUCAGGAGAGAUCAUAUUUCGGUUAACUAUUUGAUCGUCCGGUACAUCAUCUAUAGCAUAAUAUUAUGUAAAUACCUCGUUAUAAGUUAAGUAAACCUUUUAAUUGUUUAAUAAAGGUAUUAAAAGAUGGCUGCAACUGUUAAAAGUGAUAAAAUGUCCGUUAAGACAGCUAUAAAGGCAUUUACAGACAUUAUGCGUUCCUUGAAUGAAACGGACCAGCAGAUAUUUUUGUCAUUUAUUGCUGAUAGUUGGAGACCUGAAGAAGUAAAAGUUCGAUCACUUUCACAAAGGUUUAUAGAUGGUUGCCCUAAUGAGCAUAACACACAAGAAGAACAAUUAAGAAAUAUAAGACAAAUUGUUAUUGACAUCAGGAACAGGGUACCCUUUGAUGGUAUACUGCCAUCAGAAAACAUUGUGCCACCAACAAUUGGACAGAAUUCGGAUUGUGAUGCUAUGUCAACAAAGCAUUUCGAUGCAUUUCUUUAUGACAAUAAUGAAGUUGUUGAGUUAAUUGAAGAAGGGAAAUUAGAUAGUCAGUAUUGUGCCAAAUGUGGAUCUACAAAUGUGAAACUAUACAAUAUUAUAUCACAUUCUAUGUCAGUUUCUACUAUGAUCUAUGUAUUCUCUAUUAUUUUACCAUCGUUAGAGGGAAAAACUGUACUCGAUAUAGGAUCUAGAUUGGGUGCUGUUUUGUACGGGGCACAUAUAUUCUCAUCAGCACAAAAAAUUAUUGGUGUUGAAAUGAAUAAAGAUCUCUGCACAUUACAGUCUAAUAUAAUACAUAAAUACAAAAUGAAUGAUCGUAUAGAAAUUAUAAAUAAGAGAAUCGAGGAAUGCCCAGACAUUGUACAAAGAAGUAAUAUCAUUAUUAUGAACAACCCAUUCGAAUUUUAUGUUCCAGAAUCUGUACAUGUUGAAAUCUGGAAAUUUUUAAAAGCCAACAUUCAAAAAGGAACAAUUCUUAUUACCAGACCAGCUGUUGAAACAACUUUUAAGACUCUAAACACAGGAAUAUUGGUAAAGAAGUGGUUAAAACCCUGUCAAUUGGAUAGGUUUAUACAAGAGCCUCAAGUAUUUGGAUCUUUAGUGUUAGAUCCCAAUGAACAUUGUGAUAUCAGUUUGUACGAAGUCCGAUAGAAAAGAUUAUAUAGAAGACUGAUUUUUUUAAAAUAAAAAUAUAA